AUGGCAAAAAAUACCGACUAUGAAGGCGCCAAAUUCAACAAGCCUAGCGACUGGGAUGAAUGGAGACAAGCCUACGAAAAGAAGGCUGAAAAUGCUGGAAUUCUUAACUACGUUCAUCCAAACCCCAAGCUGCGGAAGCCAUGGCCAACUGAACCGGCAGUACCGCAAUACGACGACUAUCAGAAGAAGCAGCUCCGUCAAGCUGUACGAAGCUCCAACAACAACAAUGAUAACGACGACGAAAACGUCAACAGAAGCGCUGCUCGAACGCGCGCUGCAACCGCAGCCAGGUCCGCAAGAUCGCGAACUACCAGAAGAUCAUACAUCGAAGUUAGUGAUCACAACCCAGACGACGAAAACGACGAUACACCACAAGCAAGUGACUCGGAGGAAGAGGAGGAACCCGAACCCGAUGCACCAAAGAUCACAAAGUUAUCAGACCUCACCGCUAUUGGCCAAACAGAUUGGAAAUCCGAUUUCGAGAUGUACAAGGAAAAGAAAAGUACUUACAACGCCAAAACCACUCAUAGGUCGAAACUCUAUGACUGGAUCCUUAAGAGUAUCGGUCCAAACUAUUGCCAUAUAACCAAAGGAAAGGAUAUACCCGAUAUAUAUCAAGCGCUUAAAGAACACCAAAUCAAGACUUUCGAACGAAAGCUCGGAGAAUGGACUACCCGCUGGCAAAACCUAGUUAGCGAAGGCAUCGAACAAAAGGUACCACAGAUUGCUACGCCAAGCUCAUGGUAUGAUGACCUUACUGUCGCCUUGAAGCAAAUAAGAGAUGGAAAGACUUGGGCCCUAGGCGAGCUUGCAACCCUGGAAGAAAACAUCCUC
Messenger RNA from Lasiosphaeria miniovina, 834 nucleotides. RefSeq lists its product as uncharacterized. The transcript is spliced from 2 exons. The annotation marks the transcript as partial. NCBI's taxonomy places the organism in Eukaryota, Fungi, Ascomycota, Sordariomycetes, Sordariales, Lasiosphaeriaceae. The record is from RefSeq and is a predicted model, not a curated record.